AUGCGUAUGCUGUUCUGCUUAACGGCCUCUGUGGCCUCUGCGGCGGCGCUCACCCUGGAUCAACUCUGCACGACAUCCUACGCGCAGUCCGCAUUGCCUGCCGAAGGCUUCUAUCAAGGAAUUACGAUCGAUGCGUCGUCCGUAGUCACGACGCUGACUACGAACUACUCCAUCAGCAGCAACACCUUCUUCCCGGACGCGACCAUCAGCUACUGCAACAUUUCCUUCGCAUAUACGCAUAACGGCCGCGACGAUCUCGUGCAUGUCGCUUACUGGGUUCCGGAUCCGUCUCAGUUCCAAAACCGAUUCCUCGCUACGGGCGGUGGUGGGUUGGCCAUCAACUCCGGCAGCUCGACCGUCUCUGGAGGUGUCAGCAUAGGCGCAGUUAGCGGACUGACGGAUGGCGGUUUCGGGAACUUCAAUACGCAGGAGGAUGCGCACUUCCUGCUCGCCAAUGGCACCAUCAACUGGGAGAACGUGUAUAUGUUCGGCUACCAGGCCAUCCACGAGAUGACAGUACUCGGGAAGCAGUUGACGAAGAACCUAUUCAGCAUGCAGAACGGGACGAAGCUCUACGCGUACUACCAAGGAUGCUCUGAAGGAGGUCGCGAGGGAUGGAGUCAAAUGCAGCGUUUCGACGAGCUGGACGGAGCGUCUGUCGGCGCGCCGGCUUUCCGCUUUGCACACCAGCAGAUCCAGCAUCUGUAUUCGAACGUCGUGGAGCAUACCCUUGGCUAUUACCCGCCGCCGUGCGAACUCCAGGCCAUCGUCAACGCUACCAUCAAGUUCUGCGACCCUCUGGACGGCAAGACUGAUGGUGUAGUCGCACGUUCCGAUCUCUGCAAACUCCAGUUCAACAUCAACAGCACUAUUGGCACGCCAUACAACUGCGCAGCCUCCUCAGGUGGUGGUGGUUUCGGUCCAGGCGCAGGAGCCCCAACUCCAGCACAAAAUGGCACCGUCUCAGCGCAAGCAGUAGCAGUCGCGCAAACUAUCAUCGGCGGACUGCAUGACCUCCAAGGCCGACAAGGAUACUUUUCCUACCAGCCGGCUGCAUCCUUCGUCGACGCGCAGACAAAAUACAACAACGCGACAGGGAAAUGGGAGGUCAGCAUCAGCGGUCUGGGCGGGGAGUUCGUAACGCGCUAUCUCGAGCUGCGCAACACAUCGACACUCACCAGUCUCGAGGGAGUGACGUACGACACGCUCGUAGAAUGGAUCUACGACCUCUGGCAGAGGUACGAAGACAGCUUCCAGACCACCUGGCCGGACCUGAAGCGCUUCCAGAGUGCCGGCGGCAAAGUGAUCCACUACCACGGCGAGUCUGACGAUUCGAUCCCCGCGGCGAGCAGCGUGCGGUACUGGGAGAGCGUCCGCUCGAUCAUGUACCCGGGGCUCGGCUACAACGAGUCAGCCUCCCAGCUCCAAGACUUCUACCGCCUCUACCUCGUCCCCGGCGCGGGCCAUUGCGGCGCGAACUCCGGGCAGCCGAACGGCGGAUGGCCGCGGACGAGUAUGACGCAGCUGAUUGACUGGGUGGAGAAUGGCGUGGCGCCCGAGAUGCUGAACGCGACGGUGUCGUUGGGCGCGAAUAAGGGCCAGAACCAGAAGAUUUGUAUGUGGCCGCUGAGGCCGUUGUAUGGCGGGAAUGGGACGGAGCUGCAGUGCGUGUAUGAUCAGGAGAGUGUGGAUACUUGGCAGUAUGACUUGGAUGCUUUUAAGAUGCCUGUUUAUUAG
This is a messenger RNA of Trematosphaeria pertusa, 1737 nucleotides long. Its product is annotated as tannase and feruloyl esterase. The record is from RefSeq and is a predicted model, not a curated record. NCBI's taxonomy places the organism in Eukaryota, Fungi, Ascomycota, Dothideomycetes, Pleosporales, Trematosphaeriaceae. The transcript has a single exon. The coding region runs from base 1 to 1737 and encodes 578 amino acids.